Colletotrichum higginsianum IMI 349063 is the source of this 1515-nucleotide messenger RNA. RefSeq lists its product as uncharacterized. NCBI's taxonomy places the organism in Eukaryota, Fungi, Ascomycota, Sordariomycetes, Glomerellales, Glomerellaceae. The record is from RefSeq and is a predicted model, not a curated record. The transcript has a single exon. The coding region runs from base 1 to 1515 and encodes 504 amino acids.
AUGCUCGACGAAAACCUCCCAACGUUCCGCUUCCGCCCCUCCUCCGACAACCCACUGAACACCCUCCUCUACUUUACACACCAGGGAUCCGACCCGACGCCCAGCUACCUCCUUAAGCGCGCCGACCCCGCCAGUCCGGCCGCCCGAAACAAGUACGCCGCCGCGCUCACCGACAUCGCCUCUCAGCAGAUCAUCUACGCCGAGGUCCUCGUCGAGCCGGAAUGGUCCCAGCCCACCCUCUCCGCCGCCGAGGUCCGCGCCCAGAAUGGCACGCCCGCCCCGCCUCAGCCCAUCAUGCCUGACCAGGUCACCCUGCAGCUCUACAAUCCGGACUCGCAGGUCGUCAUCAAGACCAAAGCCGGCAGCUGGGGCAAGUCGGACAGCUGGGAGUUCGAGAUGCCCGAGCAGAGCUUCCGCGCCCCGAGCGCCAGCCUGAUCGACCGCUCCGCCGACGACCCGCCCGUCAGCGACAUCGUACCCAAGGUCAUCUUCCGCUGGAAGCGCGACGGCAGGCUGAGCAAGGACAUGACUUGCUACAUGGUCGGAAAGAGCGUCGCCGGGAAGAAGAGCAAAGAGCCUGAUAUCACCGUCGCCAUGUUCAAGGAUACGAAGCACGAGAGCGCCGUCACCAUCUACGAGCCCAACCUGCAGCGCGUCGACGUGGAAGAUCGCAAAGGUCUAGAUAUUGUCCUGCUCUUCGGUGCCGAGGUCCUCCGCGACUUGUUUCUGAACCCUCGCCAAAACGUCUUCAACCUUACAACAAUGCCCCCGCCGAUGGCCGGUCGUCGGAAGAACUCUAAGCCUUCGCCAGCCUCCAUGGGUCCCGGAGGCCCCGUACUCCCAGUGGCUGCAAUGUCGGGCGCCAUCGGCAACAAACCCGCCUCGCCACCAGCACAGGCGAUGAACAACGGCCCGCCAAGACCCAACGCCCGUGCCCAGUGGGAGAUCGAUAACGAGACGAAACGUCUGCAGGCCAUGGUCGCCCAGGAGGAGCGGGAAGCCCGCGAGCGCGAGCGUCGUGACGCCGAGGAGGCGAAGCGCAUCAAGAAGAUGCUCGACAAGGAGGAGAAGGAGCGGCGGCGGAAGGAAGCCGAGAUCGAAGCGGAAACGGAGCGUCUCCGCAGGCUAUACGGCGUGCAGCCCGACGCUUCUGGACCCGGUCUGCCACCUCGGCAUCAGCCGCCGCCCGGGACCACCCCGGGAUCGUGGCACGUCGCACCGGCGCAGCCGCCGAGGCCUCUUAGCGCGGGGCCCUAUCAGAACGGGCAACCAGGGACAAGCUCGUAUCGUCCGCCGCAGCAGGUGCACUUUGCGCCACAGCCGAAGCCGGCGCAGCAACAACCGCAGCAUCAACAGCAACAGCAAGGGGGCCGGGGUAAGCUCCCGAACCUGAUGUCGGGGUUACUGCAGGGUCCGUAUGCCAACCCGGCUGCUAGUGUCAGCAACUUCUUCCAUCGGGAUCGGACUGAGGAGGAGAAGCGCAAGGUCGCUAAGAAGCGAAGUGUGCACUUCUAA